AUGCCACUCCUCUCCAAAGGAAAAAGAAAAGCCAAAAAUCAGACUAGAGAUAUUAAAGGACAGUAUAAUACCAAAAAAAUGGAGUUAACUGAUCAAGAAAACAUAGUAAAUGAGCUAUAUAAUAGCGAUACUGAAGAUGAACUGGACGUUAGCAUUGAAAACGGAGGUGAGAAAAAUGGUGGCUGGAAUAAAUAUAAUGAGUUAGAUAAAAAUGAUAGUCAAUUCGAAAAAACAAAACGGGGCCUGUAUAUGAAGGGCAAGACACCAAAGUCAACUUAUUAUGAUAAGUACAGGCCAACUGACCCAAACGACUUAGAAGAAAUCUCUGAUGACUCAGAUAGUGAACCUGACUUAUAUACUUUUACAAUAAAUAGAAAAGCAAAUGAUUUAAAAAAGCAGUUAGAACAAAACUAUAAUAAACUAAUGGUUAAAGAAUACAAUUACAAAAGAGCUAUUUUUGAAUACCUUAUUUUAUUAAGUAAAAAUAAUGGACGUAGAAAAAUUAAAGCUAGCUUGGAUGUUGCUCGUAAGGUCUUCAUUGAUGGUAAUAUGUGGAAAGCUCGAAAAAUUCGGUAUUUUACGAAGUAUUGGUUACUUAACGAUAAGCUCCCACUAUCUAGACAUAGAAAACACCAAAAAACAAUUAGAAUAAUUGACGAUGAAGAUAUUGGAGACAAAUGUCAUAUUUGGAUUAGAAGCCAAAACUUUAAG
This is a messenger RNA of Dentiscutata erythropus, 711 nucleotides long. The record is from the annotation of a GenBank genome assembly. Lineage: Eukaryota; Fungi; Glomeromycota; Glomeromycetes; Diversisporales; Gigasporaceae.